This is a messenger RNA of Nasonia vitripennis (jewel wasp), 1423 nucleotides long. It is a transcript of the gene Pmi, whose product is annotated as transmembrane protein 11-B, mitochondrial. The record is from RefSeq and is a predicted model, not a curated record. The transcript has 3 exons. NCBI's taxonomy places the organism in Eukaryota, Metazoa, Arthropoda, Insecta, Hymenoptera, Pteromalidae. Gene Ontology annotation, cellular component: mitochondrial inner membrane. Bases 378 to 905 code for a protein of 175 amino acids. Gene Ontology annotation, biological process: inner mitochondrial membrane organization.
UCCCAAUUUGAAAAAUCCGCAAACAUACGAAAUACAAUUUAAUGAGAAAUCUUAAACGAAAUCUUUAACAAGCUAUUUUUAGUAAACUAAAUAUUGAUAUAUAUAUAUAUAUUUUUUUUCAAUUUGCGUAUAUAUAUGUAUAUAUAUAUAUAUAUAUAUGAAUAUUUUCAAUAAAAAAUAAAUGACGAUUAUUAAACAUAAGAUGAUUGUGGCAGUUAAGAUAUAAUUAAAUUAGCCAAUAAAGUAUAUCAUUAGCUGAUAAAUUACAUAUAUAGUUUAAAUAAGGUUCACAAAAGAAGGUACAACGGAAUGCGGAUCAGUCUUCUGUCUGGUUCGAAAGAACCGUUGUUUCAGUAUUUAUUUUUCUGAUCGAAAAAAUGGUAGAUGAAGCAAGUGACAGUGAAGACUCUAAAAAGGUCGCUAUUAUUCGUGAAGUCUAUGACGGAGAAAAUGCUCAUGAAAGUUUUGAAUAUGAGCUUGAAAGAGCGUUGGAGUCUGAAUGUCAGUUGAUCGUUAUAGAACCAUCUAAGCUAGGAGAUGAAACAUCUCGAUGGAUUUCUGUUGGUAAUUGCCUUCAUAAAACAGCAGCAUUAUCAGGUGUAGCAGCAGUAGUUACAGGUCUUUUAUGGGGUGAUCGACCAUAUAUAUGUGGUCCAUUUGGAGUGACAGCUGCCAUAUCUUGUAGCUUAUAUACUGUUUCUUGGCAGUUUGAUCCAUGUUGUCAAUACCAAGUGGAAACAGAUACCAGUAAAUUACCUCAUGUUGAAGUACUUGCUGUUUUAGGACCUUCAUCGCCAACCUUCCUAGUUAGGAAAGAUGACAGUAGACGAAGGCUCUUACAUACAACAAUAACUACCUUGGCGCUUAGUAUCAGUGUUUGGAGGGUGUAUCAAGCCUUAAAAUAAAAAAAAAAUUAAAAAAAAAUUAUAAGAUUUAAAGGCUUAAAGGUAGGAAACAGUGAAGAAUUACAUGUGAUCAUAGACAGAUGUAAACUAAAUAUAUAGGAAUUAUGGAAAAUACAGUUAUUUUCUGUUAUAUUUAUGAUAACUCUUCACAAGGAUUGUACAAAAUAUUUACAAACAUCGAAUAGCUCCUAUUUUUAACAUUAUAACAAAGUUGCAUAUCACUUAAAAUAUAAAUCUUUGUUUUUUUAUUUUUAUGUGAUACUCACGUGUGAUUACACUUUUUUAGGAUAUCGAGUUAAAAUAAAUGCUGUAUAUGUAUGUAAUUAAUGUCAUCAUCAACUUAACUGGUGGUGAAGAUUAAAAUAAAAAAUAUAUAUUUUUUAACUGUACAGAAUGAUCCUGUAGAAAACAAUACAAUGUGAGUGAUCAAAGUAACAUUAUUAUCAAAAUUCUUCCGUGUAUUUGUAAUUUAUAAUUUUAUCAUUGAUAGUGAAAAUACAUAAAUAUGAAGUUCUGCA